Messenger RNA from Ornithorhynchus anatinus (platypus), 1766 nucleotides. RefSeq names its product growth differentiation factor 9 (gene GDF9). Gene Ontology annotation, biological process: BMP signaling pathway; SMAD protein signal transduction. Gene Ontology annotation, molecular function: growth factor activity; cytokine activity. The record is from RefSeq and is a predicted model, not a curated record. The transcript is spliced from 2 exons. Bases 5 to 1381 code for a protein of 458 amino acids. NCBI's taxonomy places the organism in Eukaryota, Metazoa, Chordata, Mammalia, Monotremata, Ornithorhynchidae. Gene Ontology annotation, cellular component: extracellular region.
GGUGAUGUGGUCUCUUAAUCUUUUCCAAGCUAUGGCUGUUCCAUGUGUUCUUCUUCUUUGUUGCUGUUAUUUGUGGUUCUUACCUCUUGUGAGUGUGGGUUCCCCAAUAUCAAGGGGUGUAAACAGGGCUGGGAGAAAAAGCUCCAAGGUUGAGCCUCUGUUUUUUCUGCUACCCUUGGAAGGUGGAAAUAGAACGGACCUCUUGUCACCCCUCCUCCAGGUUCUAUCUGAUCCGUACCACAAAAACAGCCAAAGGGGGAUGCGAUCACUGCAGCCUGAUUCCGCGGCCCUGGGCUUCAUGAAGAGACUCUACCGGAUGUAUGCUUCCAAAGAAGGCAUCCCAAAGUCCAAUAGGAGUCACUUCUACAAUACAGUUCGGCUCUUUACUCCGGAUGCCAAGCCCAAGCAGGACGCUGAAGACCAAAGAAUGGGACUUCCGGGCUCCGCAGAUCUAACAUUCAACCUGGAUCGCGUUACAGUCGUGGAACACUUACUCAAGUCUGUCUUGCUCUACUCUUUCAACAGUUCUGUUCCUUUUCCCUCCGCCACCGUGUGCCCGUGCCAGCUAGUUGUAAAGGAGCAGGAAUCUUCUAGCCAAAAGUGUUCUAGGGCUCCUCAUUCACUGAAUUUCAACCUGGACCUGAAACUUAGAAAAAAGAGAAGGUGGGUUGAAAUCGAUGUGACUACUCUACUUUGGCCUCUGAUUGCUGCGAACAAGAGGAGUGUUAAAAUGGCUGUGAACUUCACUUGCCUGGAAGAUGGAGACCGUCACAGCUCUCUGCCAAACGAGACCCUAAACACGGCCCUGCUGAGAAGCCCUUUGCUUUUGUUGUAUCUCAAUGACACUAGCACCCAGGCUUACCACAACUGGCAUUCCCUCAGAACCAGGGAAGAGUCCCCCAUCCCGUGGUCUGGCCAGAGGAGGGGGGUUUCCCCAUUUCCAGAGGAGAGAGUGGCCUCCCAGGUGGGAAGAUCCCUUCACCGACGAGGCCGGGAAGCGCAGAAGCCCAAGAAUCCAGCCUCCUACAACCUGAGCGAGUAUUUCAGGCAGUUCCUCUUCCCCGAAAAUGAGUGUGAGCUCCAUGAUUUCCGGCUGAGCUUCAGCCAGCUGCACUGGGACAACUGGAUCGUCGCCCCCCAACGUUAUAACCCUCGCUACUGCCAGGGCGACUGCCCCAGGGCCGUCGGGUAUCGCUACGGCUCUCCCGUCCACACCAUGGUGCAGAAUAUCAUCUAUGAGAAACUGGACUCCUCGAUCCCAAGGCCUUCCUGCGUGCCCGCCCAGUACAGCCCUUUGAGUGUUUUGACUAUAGAGCCUGAUGGCUCAAUAGCUUAUAAAGAGUACGAGGACAUGAUAGCAACUAAAUGCACCUGUCGCUAGGAUUUCCUCUCCUGAGGAUAAAUGACAAUCGGCUUCUCCGGGAGGAGUGGACUAGCUGUUCUUCUGAGGAAACUUCAGUUUUGGAGAGCCCUCAUUUGAAGCAAAAUGUCACUGUUGAAAAUGUCUAUUACGUAAACACCUCAUACCCCAUAGCAGGUAGGGGGAAGGUAACUGCAUUAAUUUUUUGAAGUAUCUUCCCCCCCCCCUUUUUUUUUUGGUUUUUCAGUUGUAAUGAAAACAUGAGUUGGGGAGAGCAUAUUCUUGAACACUUUUUCUUUUUUACGGGAAGUAUUGCCACUUGUUAAAUGGUCCAUGAAAUUAUAAGCUUAUCUGUAACCUGCUAUAUCUGCAAGAGAAAAGAAUAAAUACCUAAUAGAGCAUGAGA